Molecule: messenger RNA, 896 nt
Organism: Ylistrum balloti
Lineage: Eukaryota; Metazoa; Mollusca; Bivalvia; Pectinida; Pectinidae
Product: small ribosomal subunit protein bS6m-like
Exons: 3
Coding region: 51-488 (145 amino acids)
Biological process (GO): translation
Cellular component (GO): mitochondrial small ribosomal subunit; ribosome
Molecular function (GO): structural constituent of ribosome; small ribosomal subunit rRNA binding
Source: RefSeq, a predicted model, not a curated record
UCAAAGCAUGGAUAGGACUUGAAACUGCUGAAGAAUAUUAGAUAAGAGAGAUGCCGCGAUACGAAUUGGCCCUUAUUUUGAAGAAUCUGCCGAAGGAAGGCCUUGCUAAUGCUUUGAAGAGAAGUUGUCAAGUUGUAUGGGAACAAGAAGGUGUCGUCAGAAAGAUAGAAAACUUGGGAACUAAAUCAUUGCCCUAUAAAAUGAAGGCACAUGGUUCAGGAAACACCACUGGGAGCUAUUUUGUGAUGAACUUUGAUGCUAGUACAGAUGGCAAGGAAGAAAUACAAAAGAAAUUACAUCGGGAUGCAGAAAUAAUUCGUCCAACCAUUUUCAAUGUAACAGAAGAUGAAGAGCGCCCAUGCAUUAGAGGAUUAGAAUGUCAGUUUGAUGAAGAUAUCUCACUAGUUGGUGAACGUUUAUCAUGGCGGACUAAAGCUCUUAAGAAAGCAAAUUUGUAUAAGGAUUUAAAAAGGAAGCAAAAGAACUGAAGAACUUUACCAUGAGACAUUUCGUCAAUAGAUAUGUGUGGUUUUAAAAGGAAUGACAGUUGUGAGCGUAUUUUUAUUUCCGAAUCUAUCUGGCGUAUAUUCUGAAAAUGAAGGAUCGUUCAAUCUUCACUAAUGUAUUAUCUUGCCAGGAUUCAAUCUGAAAUAUUACUUCAUUAUCAUGAGUUACUUGUACAUAAGUUUUAUUCAGAUAUCUUGAAAAGAAAUAUGAUUUUGUUUGACAGAGGAUCCUUCUUUUUUAAAAAAGGCUCCAUUUCCAAUGAAAAUGCAGUCAAUAAGCCAUUUCAUCUCAUUGCUUGAAUAUACAAUUCUGAAGUCAGUUAUUCUCUCUCUAGAAAUGUAUUUUCUGUCAUGCUAUGAAGUUUAGUAAAGAGGUUAUGGAGACUGAUA